AUUGAGGAAGUUGGAAUAGCACCCCACCCCACUUUCCGAAACCCAAAAAUCUUGUAAUCCACCGUACUGUAUUGUUCCUCACUGGUUCAUCGCCAGCCACUUUCUAAAAGAAAGCUGAAGAGCUAAAGCCUUUCCGUUGGCGGAUUUAUGAUGGGAACGCUGGCGAGCUACAGCUUUACCACUCCGAAUUUCAGGCUUCGUUCGGGUCACUUUGAUGACAAUUUCCGGGAGCGGGUUCGAGGGUUCGAUUCGUAUAGGAAGAAAUCAGGUUCAGGUUCUUGUCAUCUGUGCGGGGGAAGAAUGGUCAGCAACAAGAGGGAGUAUAUUACGUUUCGGAAGAAUUCUACUAAAGUCUGGUGCUUUGGUGAGAAUAACGAUAGGGAUGGUGUUAACAGUAAUGACGGUAGCAAAGAAGUGGAAAGCAGUGAAAUGGGUGGGCAAGAUUCUAGUGUAGCAACAGCAUCCCCUGAAGACAAUGGGGAGAGAACUGCCGGGGAUAAUGAAUUUGGUUCUGACAAUUCUCCUGCCUCUAUUUCAUCAAAGCCACCAACUAUAUCUUCUCUUGGACCAGCUUACAGUAAUUUCCAAGUGGACUCUUUCAAAUUGCUUGAGCUUCUAGGACCCGAGAAGGUCGAUCCAUCUGAUGUCAAGCUAAUAAAGGACAAGCUUUUCGGGUAUUCAACCUUUUGGGUUACUAAGGAAGAAAUAUUUGGAGACCUUGGUGAGGGCGUUCUUUUCCUUGGGAAUUUAAGGGGGGCAAGAGAAGACGUGUUUGCUAAACUUCAGAAUCAGCUAGCAGAGAUUACGGGUGAUAAAUACAACCUUUUCAUGGUGGAAGAACCCAAUGCAGAAGGAGCAGAUCCUCGUGGUGGUCCACGAGUUAGUUUCGGUUUGUUAAGAAAGGAGGUUUCCGAGCCAGGGCCAACCACACUUUGGCAAUAUGUGAUUGCUAUGCUGUUAUUCCUUUUAACAGUUGGUUCUUCUGUCGAGUUAGGAAUUGCAUCUCAGAUCAAUCGCCUUCCUCCAGAAGUGGUGAAGUAUUUUACCGAUCCAAAUGCCGUUGAACCACCAGAUAUGCAGCUGCUUUUCCCGUUUGUGGAUUCUGCUUUGCCGUUAGCCUAUGGUAUCUUAGGAAUUCUGCUAUUUCAUGAACUUGGUCAUUUUAUUGCUGCUUUCCCUAAAAAAGUGAAACUCAGCAUUCCAUUCUUCAUCCCCAACAUUACACUUGGAAGUUUUGGUGCAAUAACUCAGUUCAAAUCUAUCCUUCCUGAUCGGAGUACAAAAGUCGACAUUUCGUUAGCUGGUCCAUUUGCCGGUGCUAUUCUCUCUUUCUCCAUGUUCAUCGUCGGCCUGCUGCUUUCAUCAAAUCCUGCUGCUACUGAAGACUUGAUACAGGUUCCUAGUAUGCUGUUCCAGGGCUCUUUACUUCUCGGCUUAAUCAGCAGAGCUACCCUUGGUUAUGCAGCAAUGCAUGCUGCAACAGUUUCUAUCCAUCCUCUUGUGAUUGCUGGCUGGUGUGGCUUAACUACAACAGCUUUUAAUCUACUGCCAGUAGGAAGCCUUGAUGGUGGAAGAGCAGUCCAGGGUGCUUUCGGGAAAAGUGCUCUUAUUGGAUUUGGGUUGACCACAUACGCAUUUCUUGGUCUGGGAGUGCUUGGUGGCCCAUUAUCACUCCCCUGGGGCCUGUACGUGUUGAUAUGUCAGAGGGCGCCGGAGAAGCCAUGCUUAAACGACGUGACGGAGGUUGGAACUUGGAGACAAGCUGCUGUUAUGACGGCAAUUUUCCUAGUGGUGCUGACACUGGUUCCGGUUUGGGAUGAGCUGGCGGAGGAGCUAGGUAUAGGUCUCGUGUCUACAUUUUGAUUGCUAAUAUAUAGGGAGAGAACAGAAAGAGUAUACAAAGCCAAUUUUGACAUACUGUAUUGUGUGGGUCAAUACUCAUAUUUGUAUCUUUCGCCAUUGUUGUGGUUAUAAAAAGCAAUUAUUCUGUAUUGCGUUAGCUUCGCCACGGACCUCUUGUAGAGAUACUUGAUUUGAUGCAGGAGCUGGACAAGUGCAUCGUCGUGAAGACAGACUACGUUCGUAUUUCCGUUGGUCGCACAAUGUAGAAUUAGCAACGAAUUCGUCCUACCGAAAGUCGUUAGCUACUUAGCUAGGAUGUCGUUUUCUAGUGGGGACUGGGGAGAGACGUCAGACAGUUGUAGCGUUUGCAUGCUAUAUUUACACCAGUCAUGGUUUUGCCCGACUCAUUUGGUGAAAAGUAGUGACGAAAAAACUAGUCAUUUGUAAAUGGUUAGCUUUGUUUUUCAUUGGCAAACGAGUCGUUUGCCACAAAAUUAUAAUUGAUAUCUACUUUAUAACAGUUACAAAAUAACUUGUUUGUAAAAAAAAAAAAAAAAAAAAACUAAAUCAUUUGAAAAAAAAUGAAUUGAACUGACAUGUGGAUCAGACCAAAUCAGAUUGAAUGCACUAUUGAUCCAGUACUUGAUCUUAGAUGUCAUUCACUAUUGGACCAUGAUUUUCAUGAAUUUGGUCUUAUCCGAAUCAGACCAUUGUACAAUUAAUGUUGGUUGCAAAAUGACUUAUAUUUUAGUGGUUGGCUUUAUGUGGAUAAAAAAAAAAUUAGUAACAUUAUCCAUAUAAUUUACAGAAAAGUUAUUAAUCGUAUGCAUGAUAGUAUCUUUACUUUUAUGCUUUUAUAAGUAAAAAAAAAUCAUAAACAAUUUUAAUAUUCUUGCUUGCUUGUUUGUUAAGAGAAAAGACCCUAAAUGCUUCUACUAUUUUCGUGUGUGUCAUAAAUGGUUGGUGUAAGUAGUUAUGCAUUAGAAGAUCUCAUGGAAUACGACCUUAGGCAUCUCCUAGGAUUUAUGACUUUGAUUUAAAAAUCACACAUAAAGUUUUUGGCGUCAUUGUCGGAGAUUUUUAAUAAUAUAUAAAGCAUCUAAGCACAUUGUGUCUUUAUUUAGUUUAAAGUUUCUUUUAUUUUGCUGAAUUUUGCACGAGGCCAGUAAGUACAAGAAGACAAACCAAAAAUCUAAAGAUCGUGCAAGAGACAGUUCAAGAAAGAGGAGCAUCUAGUACACCCAUCUUGAAGACGAAGGAAGGAGCAUCUAGCUCAGGAUAAGAUGAGCCUUCUAGCCCCACCAAUUUCGAGCAAAGCUUGGGAGAGGAGGACAAGAUUGAAGAAGAAAACUUCGAUUCAGGGGAAGAAGGACCACCUAACUUCUUCAACACCAACGAUGGUUGGAGAAAAAGGAUAAAGAUAAGUAGCCAUUCCACCUACUCUCAAUGAGUAUUCAAGGCCAAGGCCAUCCAACAUCACCUCAAGCAUUUUUGUGCCACCACCGACCGUAGAAAUUAGAACUCAACUUAUCCAGAUGGUGCAACAAGCAAGGAGAUUUGAAGGAAGGAAUAUUGAUGAUGUGGUGUAACACUUGAAGACAUUCUCGAAGAUCGUCAAUUUAUUACAAAGAGAUGAUGCUACUAAAUAUGGCAUUCGAAUAUGACUCUUCUUGUUCUCUCUUGGAGGAGGAGCAAAGGAGUGACUCGACUACCAUCCACUAGGCAGCUUCACCACACGGGAGACCCUUGCAUAAGCAUUCAUCGAGUACUUUCCACCAUGGAAGGCGGAGGGGCAUAAAAAUGAGAUUACUCA
Linum trigynum is the source of this 3655-nucleotide messenger RNA. The record is from the annotation of a GenBank genome assembly. NCBI's taxonomy places the organism in Eukaryota, Viridiplantae, Streptophyta, Magnoliopsida, Malpighiales, Linaceae.